GUUUUAUUUGACACUUUGACUUUGACGUUAGUUUUGUGGAUGUGGAGUGGACACGUAUUUUGUAUCAAAAAUUAAUUUAUUUGUGAUAAUUGUGUUUUUUAUUGUACCAGCUUAACAUUGAAUCCAAUUUACAUAGUAAUAUUAUCUAGCUUAACACUUAAUUUUAACAAUUCAGCAUGGCGAGCGUGGAACAGCCAUGUUAUACCCUUAUCAACUUCCCUACCGAUGCGGAACCCUACAACGAGAUGCAACUCAAGCUUGAUCUUGAGAAGGGUGACACAAAGAAGAAGAUUGAAGCUCUGAAGAAGACAAUCAGUAUUAUCCUCUCCGGUGAGAAGAUCCCAGGUCUUCUGAUGAUUAUUAUACGGUUCGUGUUGCCACUGCAAGACCACACCAUCAAGAAGCUGCUACUCAUCUUCUGGGAGAUCGUGCCAAAGACCACGGCAGAUGGCAAGCUCAUGCAAGAGAUGAUUCUUGUGUGCGAUGCUUACAGGAAGGACUUGCAACACCCCAAUGAGUUCAUCCGUGGCUCCACUCUCCGCUUCCUGUGCAAGCUGAAGGAGCCCGAGCUGCUGGAGCCGCUGAUGCCGGCCAUCAGAGCCUGUCUCGACCACAGGCACUCCUACGUCAGGAGGAACGCCGUACUAGCUAUCUUCACUAUUUAUCGCAACUUCGAAUUCCUCAUUCCCGACGCUCCAGAAUUGGUAGCGACGUUCCUCGAGGGCGAACAGGACAUGUCUUGCAAACGGAACGCCUUCCUGAUGCUGCUCCACGCUGACCAGGAGAGAGCACUGUCUUAUCUCGCUGCAAGGCUGGAUUCUGUGCAGAGUUUCGGAGAUAUCCUUCAGCUUGUUAUUGUCGAGUUGAUAUACAAGGUGUGUCACGCCAAUCCAUCGGAGCGCUCCCGCUUCAUCCGGACCGUGUACGGGCUGCUGAACUCGGCCAGCCCCGCGGUGCGCUACGAGGCGGCCGGCACUCUCGUCACCUUGUCCAGCGCUCCGGCCGCUAUAAAGGCGGCGGCGGCGUGCUACAUCGAGCUGGUGGUGAAGGAGAGCGACAACAACGUGAAGCUGAUCGUGGUGGCGCGGCUGGCGGCGCUGGCGGCGCGCGGCGAGGCGGCGCGCGCGCUGCCCGCGCUGGCCAUGGACGCGCUGCGCGUGCUGGCCGCCUCCGACCUGGACGUGCGCCGCCACACGCUGCAGCUGGCCUUGGACCUGGUGAGCCCCCGCCACGCCGAGGAGCUGGUGGCGGUGCUGCGCAAAGAAGCUGCGCGGGCCGCCGGCGCAGACCACGAUGAUGCUGCCAAGUACAGGCAGCUGCUGGUGCGCGCCAUGCACAGGGCGGCGCUCAAGUUCCCCGAAGUGGCGGGCAGUGUGGCCCCAGCUUUACUGGAGCUGCUGGGCGACGGCGGCGAGCCGGCCGCCCACGACGUCAUGCUGUUCCUGCGCUCCGCCUUGCACGCCUUCCACGACCUCCGCGACCAUAUCUAUCAGAAACUGCUGGAGUCAGUGUCGAGCAUCCGCGUGGGGCGCGUGGCGCGCUCGGCGCUGUGGCUGCUGGCGGAGUUCGCCGACACGCCGGCGCGUGCGCAGGCUGCGCUUGACGUGUUGGCGGGCGUCAUCCCCACGGCCAGACCCGACGACGAGAAGGAGAAAGAAGCCGUGAAGAAGGAGGAAUCGUCUGCGCCGCGCCAACUCGUGACCAGCGACGGCACAUACGCCACGCAGUCUGCAUUCAACUUGCCCACGCCGACGGCGAGCAGCAAGAGCAAGGGCCCGGCGCUGUGGCAGGCGCUGCGCGACGGCGACAGCUUCACUUGCGCGUGCGCGCUGUCGGCGCUGGCCAAGCUGGCGCUCCGGCUGCCGCCCGCGCACGCCGCCCGCGCCAUGCACCUCGCCGCCGCUUUGCUCGCCUCCUACAAACAGCCCAGCAGCGCUUCAAACGUGACUCUAACAGCGGACGACAGCGAGCACGCCGCCAUUUGCAUCUCCGCCGCCUUCAAACGACCGCCGGUGAUUCAACACGCUCUGUUGCAGACCUCCCGACAGGCGCUCGGCCAAUUACUGGCUCUGCCCGAAGCUGCGGCUCCUCAGCUGUUGCCGGAUGUCAACAAGGAGGAGCCGAAGAAGGCGGAGCGCACGGUGUCGGUGGAGACGGGCGUGCAGUUCGCGGCGCUGGCCGGCGCGGGCGCCGCCGCCGCGCACCACGACAUGUUCGAGCUGUCCUUGUCCAAGGCUUUGCAGGGUCGCAGCACAACGGGCGGCGAAGAGCGCGGGAAACUGUCCAAGGUGACCCAGCUGACCGGGUUCUCUGACCCGGUGUACGCGGAGGCCAUCGUCUCUGUCAACCAGUACGACAUAGUGCUGGACGUGCUCAUCGUCAACCAGACCGACGACACGCUGCAGAACUGCUGCGUGGAGCUGGCCACGCUGGGCGACCUGCGGCUGGUGGAGCGGCCCGGCGCCGUGGUGCUGGCGCCGCGCGCGCACGCCGCCAUCGCCGCGCACGUCAAGGUGGCCUCCACCGAGAACGCCGUCAUCUUCGGCAACAUCGUGUACGAAGUUAGCGGCGCAUCAAUGGACCGCGGCGUAGUUGUUCUAAACGACAUCCACAUCGAUAUAGUGGACUACAUACAGCCCGCAGCGUGCAGCGACGCGGACUUCCGCCAGAUGUGGGCGGAGUUCGAGUGGGAGAACAAGGUGGCCGUGAACACCAACAUAACAGAUUUGAGGGAGUACCUGGACCACCUGCUUUCCUCCACCAACAUGAAGUGUCUGACGCCUGACAAGGCCCUUUCCGGUCAAUGCGGGUUCAUGGCGGCGAAUCUAUACGCUCGUUCCAUCUUCGGGGAGGAUGCGCUCGCCAACCUCAGCAUCGAGACGCCGCUGCACAAGCCCGGCGCCCCGGUGGCGGGCCACGUGCGCAUCCGGGCCAAGAGCCAGGGAAUGGCGCUAAGUCUCGGUGACAAAAUCAAUUUGAUGCAAAAAACGCCCAUUCAGAAACCGGCGCAGAAUCCCGUGCCCAUGCCCGCGUAAACGCCGAGCACGGUAACUUAGCCAUGUUAUAAUUUUAACGAUAAAUUAUCAGCUAUGUUAUAAUUAAAAAAUGAAAAUAUCUAAGAUAUGGUAAUACUGAGUGAUUGUCUAUAGAGGUUUAAUUUUGUUUUAUAAUAUUUGAAUUCCGAGUUCGUACUUUGAAUAUAAAUUUUAAUUGGAUGCUGUGUAGUUUUAAAAAAAAAAAUCUAUAGGUAUUUUUGUCUUUGCGUCAGUAAAUUCUUUUUUCAGAAUCUACCGUACAAUACGUUUUCUUAUUUAAUUUUUUUUGUGAUAAGUGACGUUCUAUUGUUAUUUCUCUAUCAAAUACAACUUGGCUAUUAUUUUUUAAAUAUUCAUUAUGAUAUACUAAAUAAUUAUUAUCAU
Amyelois transitella is the source of this 3419-nucleotide messenger RNA. It is a transcript of the gene betaCOP, whose product is annotated as coatomer subunit beta. The coding region runs from base 177 to 3035 and encodes 952 amino acids. Lineage: Eukaryota; Metazoa; Arthropoda; Insecta; Lepidoptera; Pyralidae. Gene Ontology annotation, biological process: intracellular protein transport; intra-Golgi vesicle-mediated transport; endoplasmic reticulum to Golgi vesicle-mediated transport. The record is from RefSeq and is a predicted model, not a curated record. Gene Ontology annotation, cellular component: cytoplasm; COPI vesicle coat. Gene Ontology annotation, molecular function: structural molecule activity. The transcript has 20 exons.